UGUGGCCAAAGAAAAUUUUUUUUGUUAUAUUUUUUUUCAUAUUCCGUUGAAAUUUAUCAUCAUCAAAUCAACCAACAAAAUUUUGUCCAUCGAAUCGUUUAAAAUUUUACUUUCAAAUCGAAAGUUGAAUUGAAAUUGGAAUUCGGUGACAAUUUGACAAUGGAUUCAACAAUUUUCCCUCCAACGAAACACUAUCUUCAAGAUAUUUUAUCAAUGCCGAAUCAUCAAAUCGUUUAAAAUUGUUCGAUUGUACGGUUACUUGGCCGAGAGGUGAUCACAAGCAAGACAUGAAAGAACGGAUAGGAUGUUAUUACAUUUAUUAAAAUUUUCCAUUUCGAUGUUUACUGAUGUUCACCAAAUCCUUUGAUGAUCGGAUGUUCAAUAAUCAAUUUCAAUUUCCAUUUUUGUAAUCGUUCUGACUUUGUGAAAAUCAUAACAAUUCCCUGACAUAGAAUUCCACCAUUUUAUCAUAAUCAAAAUUAACGUAAAAAUUGCUUGACGAAUAUACCAGAUUCAGUGUUAAUGUACCAUCUUGAUAUUUAAAUUUUUUUAACAGUAUCCAAUGGCUUACCAUUAGUUUUCAAUAAUUCAUCAAUGUUGCUUGAACGAACAAUAGAUUUGUUUCUCGAAACAGAAAUCGAAUUACCACCAGAAAUAUUGGAAUCAUCAAUACUAUUAAAGGUUGUUGUUGAUGAUGUAACAUCAUUCAGAAUGGAUUUUUCUGGAACUUUAUUCACAAUCUUUACUGAUGCUUUUGCUUUUGGUUGCGUGCUCAAAUCACGUCCGGGUCACCAAAUAUGUAGCGUAUUUCUCAACUACAUUUAUUCAACUGAACUCAAAACGCAUUUACACUAAACUCAUCUGUUCGGAUUGGGGUUCAUCAUCAAUGACGUUACCAAGCCACCUUACUAUACUUUUUUUUCGUAGUUUGUUCGUUUGUGGUUUACUUGGUUAUCAAUGUUUAUCUAUUUCUUUUUUUUGUUUCGGAUGUUGAUAUAAGAAAAACAAAAAUAUCUGGUGGUUGCCUAGUCAACCUUAAAUUGUAAGAUAAAUUCAACAACAAAAUUAACACCUGUAUUGCAGAUGCAAACAAUCGAUAAAUGUGGAUUAAUUUAUUAGCGAGAAAAAAAAUCAUAAAAAAAUGGCCAUCUUAAAUCACCGAUUACGGAAAAUAUUCAUAUUAUAUCUCCUAUUACAUAUGACUAUUGAUCCUGGUAUUGAUUGUUGGUCAUUUGAAAAAUUAAAUUUUUUCCGCCCCCGUCAGCCAUCAUCAUUGAAUCUAAUGAAACCGGAAAAAAUGAAAACAACAACGCCAACGAAUAAACAAUUGUCAUAUAUUGAUAGUGAAAAUAUAUUUCAUUUUGUUUUAAAUCCAAAUAAUGACACAAUUAAAAAUCAACAAUUUCAUUUGAUCAAUUUCACUAUAUCUGAUCAAUCAUCACCAUCAUUCUAUACAAUGUAUCGUACGAAUGAAAAUGAAUUCUUCAUCGGCAGCAAUAACAUUGUUUAUCGUGUUGAUUUAAUUGAAAAUACUGCUGAUGAUGAUAAUGAUGAAAAUGAAUUUAAAUUUCAUCUAUUUGGACAGCUAUCUCUUGGACCAUAUGAAAUAAAUAGACAAUGUAUGCAAACAAUCGAUAAUAAUCGAACAAAUCGACAACAAUUGAUCGAUAAUCAAAUUAUACAAAUAUUUCAAUUUCAUUCAACAAUAUUUGUUUGCGGUACCAAUCGUUGUGGCUUGUGUGAUGGUGUUAGAAAAGAUUUUUCAAAGACAAAAAUUUAUGCAUCAAGUAUAAAAAAUUUUUCCGGUGAAUGUCAAGUUGAUCUUCAGUCAACCACACAAUUGCCAUCAUCACGUAUAAAAAUGGCUAUGAAAAUGGACAAUAAUAAUGCAGCAACGAAUUAUGAUGAUUAUUUGAAACCGAUAAAUUUUAUCAGCACAUUAAAUGGUCAUCAUGGAUCAUUGAUAUUUUUUGGUAAACACGAUGAUAUUGAUGUACUGUAUACCGCUUAUUCGAAUGAUGGACGUGAUAAAAGCCUACAAUUACCAUUCAUAACAGCACGUGUUUUGAAUAACAAUGGUUUUCAUUAUGUUCGUCAUGAAGGAAAUGAAUGUUCAAGAAUUAAAUUAGAAUCACAAGAUUAUCAAUUUAAUUUCAUCGCUGGUUUUAAUUAUGAUAAUUUUGUCUAUUUUCUAUUCAUGGAACAUCAUGAAUCAUCGAAUAAUCAACAAUUACGUCUAGGACGUUUAUGUGAAAAUGAUCCGCAUCCAUUUUUUUCCUAUAUGGAAAUUACAUUGAAAUGUAAUGAUUUUUAUUCAUCACGUGUAGCACAUUUAUCACUUGCAUUGAAUGGUGAUGAAUAUUUGGGAUUCAAAUUGAAUUCAUCACAAGAACAAGAUGCACAAUUGUUGAUUAGUUUUAAUAAAAAUUCUGAACACGAUGGUGAAUCAUUAGUAUGUCAAUUUUCAAUGGCGAAAAUUUCUGAACAUUUUCUUGACGGUUUUAACCGUUGUACAUUGAAUGGACGUGGAAAAUGGCUAAGAAAACUGACAAAUUAUGAUACCGUACAGUGUAAAGAAACUACAUUCAAUAAUAAAUUAUCUGGCGAACAGAAUCAAUGUCCAUAUACGAAUGCUAAUCGUUAUAUUGAUUAUGAUAUACCAUUAGAUGGUCAACCAUUGAUUAAUAUCAAAAAAGAUCACAUAACUUCAUUGGGAUCGAUUUUUAUCAAUAAUCAAUAUCAACAUUUAUUCGUUGGCACUACAAAUGGUUUUCUAUAUAAAUUCCUACGGAAAUUGAAUAAAAAUCAUGAAUUAAAAUUUAAUUAUCGUUUAAAAUUGGAUGAAUCAUUAUUAUCAUUGCAACAGGUGUCAUUUGAUAUUGAAACGGCAACAUUUUAUCUAUUAUCUUCACAUCAUCUUUAUCGUUAUCCAAUAGUAUCAUGUUCAUUAUAUAAAACUUGUUCCACUUGUUUUCAAUCUAAAUCAUAUCAUACAGAAUUAUGUUAUUGGCAUAACAAUCAAUGUGUGUUGAAAAAAUCGAUUGAUAAUAAUAAAAAUCUCCAACAACCAACAUGUGAUCCUAUUGUUCAGUCAUUUGAACCAAAACAAGGACCAAUUCAAGGCGGUAGUAUUGUAAAAUUUUACGGAAAGAAUUUCGGUGAAUCAAAAUCAACACCAAAUAGUUUCAUACAAAUCAAAAUUGGCCAUAUACCAUGCAAUAUUAUCGAUGGUAAUGAUACAUUUGUUCAAUGUCAAAUUGCACGCAAUGAUUCAAAUCAUGAACAUGAUGCAACGAUAUUAUUUUAUGCACGAGAUAUGCUCGAUUUUUCUAGACGACAAUUUUUAAUUAAUGGUGAAAUUGAAUUGAAUGAAAAAUUUAGAUUCUCCUCACCAAUCGUAUGUGGUAUACAUCCAACAUUUGGACCAUUUGCCGGCGGUACACAGCUGUUAUUAUUGGGUAAAUAUCUUGAUAUCGGAUCGAACGUAUCAUUGAAAUUAGGCGAUCAACAAUGUAAAACUCUGACCAGAGGUCAUAGAUAUUUUAUCUGUGAUACAAUGCCAUUGAAUAAUCAUUCAGUGAAUCAAUUAUUACAUCCAGAACAUAAGACCAUUCAAUUUAAAAUUGAUAAUUUCGACACAAAUCUUGGUAAAAAUCGUGAUUCAUUCAGUUUACAAUCACCAGAAUUGAUUUUCGAUAAUAAAAUCAAUAAUAUAGACACGUGUGAAGAUUUACAACUGUUUUCGAAACAAUCAAAUGUAAAACCAAGACAACGACGAAGACGUCGUCGAAUACAUCGAAAUCAAAAUCAAUUUCUGAUGGAAUCAUCAUCACUAGUGGAUAGAUUUUUGUUUCGUUUUCAUAAAUUGAUUCAAGAAAAUCAAACAAUCGAAUUUGACAAAAUAUUUCAAUAUAAACGUAAUCCGAAUCAUAUUAAACUAGAUGAUACGAAUGCUGGUGGUUUUUAUUCUGAUUAUUCUACUUUGAAUUUUGAUGGUACAAAUUUUCAAUCAAUUUUGUAUCCUGAAUUGGAAUUAAUAUUCAAAUCAAUAGACGAUUCAUCAUCAUCAUCAUCAUCAUUCAAUUUAAAUCAGAAAACAAAACACGUGUUUACCCAAUGUAAUUAUCAACAUCCAACCAAGUCACGUUCAUCAUAUCUAUCAUGUUACAUACCACCAUUGAAUUCAUUAAAUGUCGAUGAUUCAUAUUUGCCUUUACAAGCACAGUAUAUAUUGCAUUUAGAUGACAAUAUUCAAUCCAAUGGCUCCGUAAUAUUUCAUCCGGAUCCAAAAUUUUAUCCAUUAAAUAUGACAACCGUAUCGGAAUCGAAUCGUUCAUUGGUAUUAUUAGGAGAGAAUUUAUCAACAGAUUUUCCAAUUAAAAUCAUCAUCAAUGGAUAUUAUCAUUGUUAUCCAAAAAAACGUGGUAUCAACCAUAUUUAUUGUGAUGUUGAUAUCGCUGGUCAAGAAUUAGAUGAUCUUAUCGAUAUUCCAAUGAAUGUUACUGUUACAGUUGGUUCGAAUACUACACGUUUGGGUGAAAUGGUAUUCAAACCAUAUGUAUCGGCAUUCAAUAAAUCCAAAGCAAUGAUGCCCUACAUUGUAAUUGGUUUUCUAAUCAUGUUGACAACAUUAUUGAUUGGCCUUUGUUUCAUUUGGUUAUACGUUCGGGAUCAUGUGAAGAAUGAAAAAUCAAAUUUUAAUAAUAAUACUGGCUAUAAUCUAAUCGAAAGACCAUUAACAAUGUCCGAAAUUGAAACACAAAAUUUACUUGAUGAAAGUUUUGAAGAAAUUGAAAAUGGUUUAGAAUUACGUGAAGAAAUCCAAAAAAAGAAUUUAAUAUUAAUCGAUAUAAAUCGUUUGAAAUUAUUGGAACCAUUGGGUGAAGGAAAUUAUGGUUUUGUAUUCCGUGGCCAGCUGGAUGAUGAUGAAAAUAAUGUUGUGGCUGUGAAAACAGUCAAAGAUCCAAAAUUCAAAUGUUUUCUUUUGGAUGAAGUGAAAUUGAUGAAAGAUUUUCGUCAUCAAAAUGUGAUGUCAUUGAAAUAUGUGACGAUCAUAUGUCCAAUUCCACCAUUGUAUUCAGCACCAUCAUUGGCACUGGUAUUUCCAUUAAUGCAUCGUGGUGAUCUUCGUAGUUAUGUUAGUGAUGAUUCCAAUUUACCAUGUUUACGUGAUCUGAUCAAUUAUUCGACACAAAUUGCUUCAGGAAUGGAUUAUCUAUCACAACAAAAUUUCGUGCAUCGUGAUUUAGCUGCACGUAAUUGUUUAUUGGAUAAAAAUAAUAGAGUUAAAAUUGGUGAUUUUGGCCUAUCACGUCGUUAUCAAGAAGAUAAAACUUAUUAUAGAGCAACGAAUAACGAAACACAAUUACCAUUACGUUGGAUGGCAUUAGAAUCAUUGACCGAUAAUUGUUUCACUACAAAAUCCGAUGUAUGGUCAUACGGAGUAUUGGUUUGGGAACUAUAUACACGUGGUAGAGUACCAUAUCAAGAUGAAAUAUCGAAAUCAGCACCACAACCAGAUACAUUAAUCAGAUAUCUUAGUAAUGGUUAUCGUUUACCUAAACCAUGGAUACCGGAUAUAUUCUGGAUUGUUAAUAUGCGUUGUUGGCUACCAGAACCAGAAGCUAGGCCAACAUUUGCAGAAAUUGUUGAUAAUUUAUGUGAAAUCACUAGAUUAUUUAUUGCUAAACGUGCCAAUAUGGAUCAAAAUUGCAAUAAAUUAUCACCACCAUUGAAUGGAACAACAACAACAACAACAUUGAAUUCUACUAAUCCAUCACAAUUUUUCAAUAAUCCAAAUCAACAAUCGCCAUCAUCCACUGUAUUCACAUUGAAUACACAAUUCAAUAAUAAUAAUAAUAAUAAUUUUUCACUCAAUUUUGAAGAUCCUUUCAUAAAAAAUCGUUUAACAAACAUAUUUGAAUCAUUAAGAAAUGAAUAUCGAUCAACAAAACAAUUAUUAGAUGAUGAUCUUUAUAGAGCGCGUUAUGAUUAUUGUAAUUUAAAACAAAAUGAUGAUGGCCAUGGAAAUUUUCCAUCCAAUAAUAAAAAUACAUUACGAUCUAAUCAUAAUCAUCAACAACAACGGCAACAAUCAAUCAAUAGUGGUGGUAGACAACAAAAUUCAUCAAUUCAUUGGUUAAGUUAUGCAAUAAUUUUUUCGGUUAUAAUAUUGGCUAUUCAAUUAUUGUAA
This is a messenger RNA of Dermatophagoides farinae (American house dust mite), 6193 nucleotides long. Lineage: Eukaryota; Metazoa; Arthropoda; Arachnida; Sarcoptiformes; Pyroglyphidae. The record is from RefSeq and is a predicted model, not a curated record.